UAGCCAUUUGGACUAAGGAAACGUGACAGUAAAGUUAUUUUUCAGUUGCAAGCACAACGGACCGGUGCACUUGCAGCGACCGCGAAAUUAACGAUUUUCUUAUCAAAUCGAAAUAUAAUGAGAAAAGCAAUAAUUUAAAAACAAAGAAAAUUCAUUUAGUCAUCACAGAACUAUUUAGAAUGAAUGUGGUGUUUUAAAAUAUGAAUAGAAAUAAAUAAUUUUGUUUAAAACUAAAUAAGGGAAAGUGAAUUUUGUAUUUUUGGGAAAAUGGUUAUUAAAGUGGAAAUAGGAUCACAAAAUCCAACCGUCAGUCGGUUGCGAUCAAUAACAUCACAGUUCAUAGCAUCAAUGUCGUCGUUUCUCCUCCUCCUGGAUUUGGGGAUGGCAAUUAUUUUUUCAACAAUCAUGAUGCCUGCCAUACUAAAUGCUUCAGAGGGCUUGUCACUCAAUGAAUUGGAAGCUUCGUGGUUUGGUAGCAUGUCAUUUUUGACGCAGCCAGCCGGUGCGCUGAUAUCUGGUCCAAUAGUCGAUUAUUUCGGUAGAAGAAAGGCUAACUUUCUCUCAAAUGUACCAAUGUUAGCUGCUUGGCUUCUCAUGUACUUCUCUUGGAAUGUACCAUCUCUUUUUACUGGUAGUGCUUUAUUGGGAAUUAGUUUAGGGAUUAUGGAAGCACCUAUCAACUCAUAUGUGGGAGAAAUAAGCGACCCAUCUAUCCGAGGCGCGCUAUGCACUGUGACGCAAUUCUUCGCAUCGGUGGGCAUCCUACUUAUGUACUUCCUCGGUACCGUGGUAGACUGGCGGAACGCGGCUCUUAUUUGCCUCAUAGCACCAAUUGCCUCGAUGAUUAUGGUUAUCUUUGCACCAGAAACCCCAGUAUGGCUACUAGCAAGAAACCGAGAAAAAGAAGCACUACAAUCCCUCUGCAAGCUACGCGGUUGGACAACACCGGAAAAUGUUAAAGCUGAAUUUGAUGAACUGAAUGCCUACAGCAAGAGUAUGGCGAAGUGUGUUAUAUGCUAUAACACUAACCAGGAACAAAAGACCUGUGAACACGAAUCUAUGAAUUGGUUUAUGAGGCGCAUCCUUACAUUUAGAUACGUGAUGCUGUGCAAGGAAACCCUCAGACCGCUCUUGUUAGUGAUGAUGUAUUUUCUCUUCUACGUGAUGAGCGGCCUUGUACCUAUUCGACCUAACUUAAUUAAUGUGUGUGGAGCACUCGGUAUGGCGCAGGAUGGCAAGUACCUUGCUUUCAUGGUCGGUGUCAUCACAUUCAUCACGACUUUUGUCGUCAUUGGCCUCAUCAAAGUGGUCGGAAAACGGAAACUGUCCAUCGCAUCCCUCCUUGGAAGUGCGAUCAGCUGUAUGCUUCUAAGCAUAUACGCCAAGAGAAACUUGCCCGACACUGUGUUCUCAUAUAAACCUUCCACAUUUCCUACUGAGACUAGCGUCGUGCCAACAGUUUUGUUGUAUUUGUUGACAAUAUUCACUGGUUUGGGUAUACCGUGGGUCUUGCUUGGGGAAUUGUUUCCUUUCAGAAGCCGGGCCUCAGCUCAAGGUUUAUCAGCGGCAAGUAACUACGUAUUCUCCUUCAUAGGAACCAAAACUUUAUUCGACUUGGAAAGCAAUUUAAGACUCUGGGGAACCUUCGCGGUGUAUGCGGGAUUCGGCUUCAUUGGUGCCAUUUACUUAUACUUUUUCUUGCCUGAAACCGAAGGCAAGACAUUGCAGGAAAUAGAGGACUUCUAUAAAGGAGAGUUGAGGAUUUUCGCUGAUGACCCAAUUAUAAAUAGUUGUAGAAAGCAUAAGAGAUGACAUUGUUAAGGCUUUAUUAAAAUAAUUCACAUA
Molecule: messenger RNA, 1845 nt
Organism: Maniola jurtina (meadow brown)
Lineage: Eukaryota; Metazoa; Arthropoda; Insecta; Lepidoptera; Nymphalidae
Product: facilitated trehalose transporter Tret1-like
Exons: 8
Coding region: 268-1812 (514 amino acids)
Biological process (GO): transmembrane transport
Cellular component (GO): membrane
Molecular function (GO): transmembrane transporter activity
Source: RefSeq, a predicted model, not a curated record